AAGUAAAUUCAAGUAAACAUAAGUUCAUUUGUCUUGUUAUUGUGUUUUGUUGUACCUCAUUCAUUCAUUCAUAGUUCUUCCCUUCAAAGUUCAAACACUCUCUUCUUCUCUCUUUUUUGUCAGUCCAUCUGUAGGUUGGACUCAAAAACUCUAGAGAUAGAAAGAGAAAUCCAAAAAUUAAAAGGACAAAUAAUCAAGCUAAUCCCAAGCUUUUCAAUCUCAUACUCAUGUCUGACUUAGAAUUCUUCUUGUACCUUCUCCCUUUUGUUUUGGCUUUAUCUUGGACCUUCAACUUGUUUAAAACCAAAAAGCCUUCCCUAAAUCUUCCUCCUGGUAAUAAAGGUUUACCCUUUAUUGGUGAAACUUUUGGGUAUUUAAAGCCUCAUCCUGCUACCACCAUUGGAAAAUUCAUGGAAAAUCACAUAGCAAGGUUUGGAAAAAUUUACAGGGCAAAUUUGUUUGGUGAACCAACAAUUGUAUCAGCAGAUGCAGGGUUGAAUAGAUUUAUAUUUCAAAAUGAAGGGAGAAUGUUUGAAAGUAGCUAUCCUAGUAGCAUUGAUGGUAUACUUGGAAAAUGGUCUAUGUUGGUUUUAAAUGGUGAUAUUCAUAGAGAUAUGAGGAAUAUUUCUUUGAAUUUCUUAAGCCAUAGUAGACUUAAAAAUUAUCUUAUCAAAGAAGUUGAAAGACAUACUCUCAUUGUUCUUAAUUCUUGGAUUGAGAAUUCCACUUUCUCUGCUCAAGAUGAAGCCAAGAAGUUCACAUUCAAUGUGAUGGCAAAGCAAAUACUGAGUUUGGAUCAUGGUGAAGAAGAAACAGAGCAACUAAAGAAAGAAUAUAUUAAUUUUAUGAAAGGAGUUGUAUCAGCUCCUAUCAAUUUGCCAGGAAGUCCUUACAGAACAGCACUUAAGUCAAGAAAAAACAUACUAGAUUUUAUAGAAAGGAAAAUGGAGGAAAAGUUAAAGAAGAUGAAGAAUGAAAGUGGAGAAAGGAAUAUGGAAGAUGAAGAUGAUCUACUUGGGUGGGUUUUAAAACAUUCAAAUCUAUCAACAGAACAAAUAUUAGACUUGAUUCUGAGUUUACUGUUUGCUGGUCAUGAGACUUCUUCUGUAUCCAUUGCAUUAGCCAUCUUUUUCUUGGAGGGCUCCCCUUCUUCUGUUCAGCAAUUAAGAGAAGAGCACCUUAUGAUUGCCAGAGCAAAACAAGAGUCAGCUCAGAAAGAAUUGAAUUGGGAGGAUUACAAGAAAAUGGAAUUCACUCAAUGUGUGAUUAGCGAAACAAUGAGGUUGGGAAACGUAGUAAGGUUUCUACAUAGGAAGGCUCUUAAAGACGUUCGGUAUAAAGGUUACGACAUUCCAAGUGGAUGGAAAGUACUGCCGGUAUUAGCAGCCGUGCAUUUGGAUCCAACCCUUUAUCCAAACCCUCAAGUCUUCAAUCCUUGGAGAUGGCAACAGAAUAGUGGUAGUGUUCAAGGAGGCACACCAAGUUCAGCAACAGCAACAAUAACAGCAACGAGCUCGAAUCCGAGCGGAAAUAACUUCAUGCCAUUUGGGGGAGGACAAAGACUAUGUCCAGGAUCUGAACUGGCUAAGUUAGAGAUGGCCAUUUUUAUCCAUCAUUUAGUUCUCAAUUUCAAGUGGAAAAUCGUUGAAAAGGAUCAAGCUUUUGUUUACCCAUUCGUAGAGUUCCCUAAAGGUUUACCUAUUCAAGUUCAACGUAUAAAUAUUGAACUCUAAACAAAAUAAUUUAAACUAUCCAAACAGAAAAUUGCAAAAUAAACCUAUUAUCUAAAGCUAUGCACAGGAAAAAAAUAUAUUAUUAUUAUUAUUAUUAUUAUUAUUAUUAUUAUUAUUGUUAUUAUUAUUAUGAUUAUUAUAAUAACAUUGAUAAUUAUUAUAUAUUAUAUAUACAUACAUAUAUUUUGGAGAAA
Molecule: messenger RNA, 1927 nt
Organism: Amaranthus tricolor (Joseph's coat)
Lineage: Eukaryota; Viridiplantae; Streptophyta; Magnoliopsida; Caryophyllales; Amaranthaceae
Product: steroid (22S)-hydroxylase
Exons: 8
Coding region: 228-1733 (501 amino acids)
Biological process (GO): sterol metabolic process
Molecular function (GO): heme binding; oxidoreductase activity, acting on paired donors, with incorporation or reduction of molecular oxygen; iron ion binding
Source: RefSeq, a predicted model, not a curated record